This is a messenger RNA of Zingiber officinale, 988 nucleotides long. Its product is annotated as protein LURP-one-related 8-like. NCBI's taxonomy places the organism in Eukaryota, Viridiplantae, Streptophyta, Magnoliopsida, Zingiberales, Zingiberaceae. The record is from RefSeq and is a predicted model, not a curated record. Bases 251 to 853 code for a protein of 200 amino acids. The transcript is spliced from 3 exons.
GCAAUUAGCGACUAGUUAUCCUUCUUCGCAUCUCAGAUGAUAAGUUCUCAGCCAAGCAGUCGAGGUGCCAAAGAUGUGAAUCAUGAAGAAAUCGUAGUACAGGAGGAGAUGAGAGGUUAGGGUUUAGAAUCAUGAAGAACGAGUGAGAGGAGGAGAUCGAGAGAGGCAAAAUCAUGAAAUUACGGUUUGACAUCAUCAGUCGACUAAGGAACAGCUCCUUGCUCCUCUUCCAAUUCCCUCUCCAGUCUCCAUGGCGAAGGUCCAUCCCAACGCGACAGCCGUUCAGGAUGAAAAAACGCCGGAGAUCUCCGUCGUCCGGAAGGAGGGCGGCGGAGCGUCGUCGCUGACAGUUUGGCGGAAGUCUUUGUUGUUCGGUUGCAGCGGGUUCACCGUCUUCGACUCGAAGGGCAAUUUGACGUUUAGAGUCGACGUCUACGGCUCCGCCGUCGGUGUCCUCGUCCUCAUGGAUCGUUGUGGCAACCCAGUGCUCACCCUCCGUCGAAAGAAGCUGAGCCUGGGAGAGACGUGGUUGAUAUUUAAGGGCGAGGAGGACUCCGUCGACCCGGUUUUCUCCGUCAAGCGGCCGGUGAGCCUCCGCCACGGCAGGGCGCUGGCGCACGUGACGCCCUGCCACAACAGCGGCGGCGGCGGGUACCAGGUCGAGGGGUCGUACGCGCGGCGGAGCUGCCGCGUCUACGACGAGUGCCGGCGUGCGGUAGCGGAGGUCCGGCGGAAGGAGGCCGCCGGCGGCGUGGCCUUCGGCGGCGACGUGUUCCGUCUCGUGGUCGAGUCGGAUUUCGACUCGUGUCUCGCGAUGGCAGUCGUGAUCGCGCUCGACCAGAUGUUUGGGUGAUUAGAUGUUUUUAAUAUCUUCUAAUCAUCAGUUAAUAAAUCGGCUAGAAAAAUAAUAAAAAAAUGAGAGUGUGUAUAUAAAUUACCUCGUUUUAACAUAAAUACGCCAAUAAUUAACCAAAUCUCAGCUGUUUAA